Messenger RNA from Zootermopsis nevadensis, 676 nucleotides. RefSeq lists its product as uncharacterized. NCBI's taxonomy places the organism in Eukaryota, Metazoa, Arthropoda, Insecta, Blattodea, Termopsidae. The record is from RefSeq and is a predicted model, not a curated record.
UUCGCAUAUAUAAAGGCUGGUAACACGCUUUUGAAAUCAUCAGAAGACACCAUCGUACCGUACAUCAUGUUUGCUAACAUCCUGAGCGCCAUUUGCUUGACUGCCGUGGUACUGCAGCACGCCGUUGCAAAACCAGCUGAGCUGCUUCAGCAACCAUACCCUGAAAAAUAUGGCGGACAAAGUGCAUCAGAAAACAUAAGGUAUGAUGGGCAAGGUCACGAAAUACCAAAGCACUAUGAGCCAAAAUACGUGGGAUAUAAUAAAUCAGAGUAUUUAGGAUACGACAGAGCAAAAUACGAAGGAUACGAUAAAUCAGGACACUAUGAACCACAACAUGCAGUACACAAUACACUAGGAUACAGAGGAUACAACAAGGCAGGAUACGAAGGAUACGACAGACCAGUCUACUAUGAACCAAAAUACGAAGCGCACAAUAAAUCAGCAUAUGAGGACACGAAGAAAUACGAUAAGGAUAUCAUAUAUAAGGGUAGCUCUAUAACAAAACAUGAAGAAAGUAAGCUGUACUAAGGAUACAACAUGCCCACACAGUUACGAAACUCGCACCUCUUAUGGACACUGGGCAUAUCAACGUAGAAGACAUUAACAUUAAUAUCCUGAAAAAUUAAUGUACUUUUAUUCAUUAAAAAGCAGUAAGAAAUAAAAUAAGCACACGAUA